AUGACGACACUGGCAUCCAUCGCGCCCGUAUCCAUUCAUUCCCGCGCUGGUCAUCGCGAGACUCGAGCCCGCUCGCUCCGACCGGCUGUCCGCGCAUCCCCGAGGAGGAACAAGGGGGUUGUCAUCUGCGAAGCUGCUGCUGACAAGGAUUUCGCGUGUCGCGUCGCCUCCCUCGCCGCCGCAAUCGCCGUCGUGGCGUACGAACCGCUCCCCGCGAUCGCCGCUUUCGGCCAGUCCACCAUCGAGCUGAGCAACAUCACCUACACCGUGGUGGAGUGCCCCACGGGUAAGCGUUCCAUGACGCAAGGCAAACCGGCUUGCCUCCUUGUCAAAGCCGACAGCGUCAACCCUUCCAAGGAGACGGUUUACAACGCGGACGUGUUCGGGAGGGUCACGGACAAAGGGGGAGACAACGCGCUGGACAACGACGCCGCAUCGGAUGCAGGAAGGAUAGCCAACAUCGCGGAGGUUCCGCCGGGUAACGGGACGGUAUCCUUCAACAUAUCGGUGGCGGCGCAAUCAGCCGAGCUCGGCUUGAACUUCAGGGGGUUCAAGGCGAGGUCGUAUCCGGGAGGGGCGUUCGGGGGCAACUCGCCGCUGUUGGGCAUCGUGGAGGAGGGAUGCGACAUAUACGCGGACCUGGAGUGCGCGGAUAGGUACCUCGGGAAGUGA
Micromonas commoda is the source of this 672-nucleotide messenger RNA. RefSeq lists its product with no specific name. Bases 1 to 672 code for a protein of 223 amino acids. The record is from RefSeq and is a predicted model, not a curated record. NCBI's taxonomy places the organism in Eukaryota, Viridiplantae, Chlorophyta, Mamiellophyceae, Mamiellales, Mamiellaceae. The transcript has a single exon.